Messenger RNA from Peniophora sp. CBMAI 1063, 993 nucleotides. The record is from the annotation of a GenBank genome assembly. Lineage: Eukaryota; Fungi; Basidiomycota; Agaricomycetes; Russulales; Peniophoraceae.
AUGGCUGCCCGUUCGCUUGCCCGCUCCCUACGGUUGCCCCUGCGCACAUAUGCAUCAGCUUCGUCAGGACCUAUCAACCCAAAUAGUGUCGGCCCCUUCGAGGUAUUUGAUCGGCGGAUGAAGCGCAUGCAGAAGGACCGCGCCGCGUUGCGCGAGAACGGAGGCAGGAGCCGGACCGUGGACUACGUGCGCGAGGAGGUAGCGGAUAGGAUGGUCGAGCGCUUCAUGGACAUCAAACGCAACUUCACGAAUGUACUCGAUUUGGGCUCGGGUGCCGGCCACUUCGCCCAGCUUCUGGAGAAGCACAAGGCAAACAAGAUUACUAUGUUUGACAUGAGCGAGAAACUCCUGCACCGCGACUCGAACGACGCUUUCGAUGUGCCUGUUGACAGGAAGGUGGUGGACGAAGAGUUCCUGCUCGAACAUGUACCACGGAACUCACAAGAAGCUAUCACGUCUUGUCUUAGUCUCCACUGGGUAAAUGACUUGCCAGGUGUACUUGUCCAGGCGAAAGAGGCCUUAAAACCUGACGGUGUCUUUGUCGGCGCGUUAUUCGGGGGUGACACUCUGUUCGAGUUACGAACUGCCCUUCAACUCGCUGAGGUCGAGCGUGAAGGCGGUAUCUCUCCGCAUAUAUCGCCUAUGGCGGAUCCGCGUGAUAUGUCCAGUCUCAUGAGUCGUGCUGGCUUCACUCUGCUGACAGUCGACGUUGACGAAGUCAAGGUGCAUUACCCCAGCAUGUGGGAGCUUCUCGAGGACCUGCAAGAUAUGGGCGAGAGCAAUGCAAUAUUCGGAAGGCGCAAUUUCUUACACAGAGAUACAUUGGCAGCAGCGUCGGCCAUCUAUCAAGCCCUUCACGGUGAGGCGGACGGUAGCGUGCCGGCUACGUUUCAAAUCAUCUACUUGAUUGGUUGGAAGCCCGACCCUUCGCAAAGGAAACCUUUGGAGCGCGGCACCGGGCAAACCAACUUGCAGGAAGUCCUGAGCUCAUGA